AUGCCGACUGGAUUCAAAGGUAUACUAGACAGUGAAAAGCUGUGGAAAGGCACUUCCCACACUGGUCCUGACCUGAAAGCCGCACUGUCGGCUCGUGCCCUUCGUGGUGUCACUACCUUCGUUCGACCGACUUACUGGGCUAGCAGUAGCACCAAUGGCAAACAGCUCAGGCGGACGGCCUAUCUAGACGGCUUGCGGGGAUUUGCAGCUUUCAUGGUCUACUGGCUGCAUCAUCAACUAUGGGCUCAUGAAGAUCUUCAGAUGAACCGCGCCUUUGAGAACGCCUUUGGCUGGGAUGGUCAUUACUAUUUUGUUGCGCUACCAGGCGUCCGUACUUUCUUCUCCGGAGGCCAUUUCGCCGUGACUGUUUUUUACGUUAUUUCGGGAUACGUGCUCUCUGCAAAGCCGCUGGCAUUGAUUCAGGCGGGCGAAUACGUCAAACUGUCAGACAGCGUCGGAUCGUCCCUCUUUCGUCGAUGGUUGCGACUAUUUUUGCCGGUAAUCGGGACGACCUUUGUAUUCAUGAGCCUGCUACACAUUUUCAACCUUCCCACCUCGGUGCUGGACAAGGCACCCACAUACAGUGAAGAAGUGUCGAAAUGGUAUAAAGAGUUCAACGACUUCGCCUUUAUAUUUCGAAGCGGCGGCGAGCCAUGGUUUACCUAUCACUUCCAUGCCUGGUCUAUUCCAGUUGAAUUUAGAGGCUCAAUUAUGAUCUACGCAUCUAUCAUCGCAUUUUCACGGUGCACACGAGAUGCACGACUUUUGUGCCAGCUCGGCUUGAUAAUAUACUUUGUCUGGAUUACAGACGGGUGGUUCUGCGGGUUGUUUUCAUCAGGGAUGCUUUUGUGCGAUUUGGAUUUGCUCGCAGCCAACGAUAACCUACCGCGCUUCUUAUCUAAGUUGCGUCCCUACAAACAGACUAUAUUCCACACCUUAUUUAUAGCGUCUAUCUACCUCGGUGGUGUGCCCAGUAGCAACGCAGACGUCAAUAACCUACGAGACUCCUACGGUUGGCAGUAUUUAUCGUACCUCAAACCGAAGGCUAUGUGGGACUAUAAGUGGUUUUACCUGACCUGGGCAUCCACUUUUCUUGUGUCUUCCGUGCCACACAUUUCUUGGCUCAAAGCCUUCUUCGAAACUCAUUUCUGUCAAUAUCUUGGCCGCAUAUCCUUCGCCUUUUAUCUUGUUCAUGGGCCAGUGCUAUGGCUUGUAGCUGACAGGUUGUAUGCCAGUGUCGGCUGGACGAAGGAGUGGCACGGUAGCAACAUACCUGGUUGGAUCAAUAAAUUCCCAUUGCCAAAGGGGGGUCCAUUGGGCCUAGAGCCGAGCUUUCUCGCCAUACAUCUAAUUGUGUUACCACUCACACUUUGGCUUGCUGAGGUUUUGACAAAGGUGUUUGACGACCCAAGCAUAAGGAUAUCACAGUGGUUGUACAAUAAAACACUCGCCGGGAGCGAGAAGUAG
Talaromyces proteolyticus is the source of this 1467-nucleotide messenger RNA. RefSeq names its product putative acyltransferase. The record is from RefSeq and is a predicted model, not a curated record. Gene Ontology annotation, cellular component: membrane. Gene Ontology annotation, biological process: polysaccharide biosynthetic process. Lineage: Eukaryota; Fungi; Ascomycota; Eurotiomycetes; Eurotiales; Trichocomaceae. Gene Ontology annotation, molecular function: acyltransferase activity, transferring groups other than amino-acyl groups. The coding region runs from base 1 to 1467 and encodes 488 amino acids. The transcript has a single exon.